Molecule: messenger RNA, 6014 nt
Organism: Canariomyces notabilis
Lineage: Eukaryota; Fungi; Ascomycota; Sordariomycetes; Sordariales; Chaetomiaceae
Product: ARM repeat-containing protein
Exons: 3
Coding region: 285-5897 (1870 amino acids)
Biological process (GO): proteasome assembly
Cellular component (GO): nucleus; cytoplasm
Molecular function (GO): molecular adaptor activity
Source: RefSeq, a predicted model, not a curated record
CGAGCACUGAGCUGAUCACGCAGUGGAAGCGAAGCUCAUCAACCCGACCCAGGCAUCUGCGAUGCGUACUCCUGGUCGAAGCUGCCAUCGCCACCUUGAUUCUGCAUUUGAUACUAAAUCCUAGCACGGAUAUCGGUAUCUUAGCAAAUCAAUGCCUUUUAUUCUUGAUCUAUCUCCCAUCUUUGCUCUCCACCAGGCUGCGCAUCCCAUGUCACCUGUGGCUCCCUGCACUUGAACCAUAGAUCAAAGCAUGCGCCGAAACUCAUGUGUCUCCUCUGUUGACCAUGGCAGUGUCCCCUGAGGUGAAGAAAGAGCUUGAGCUCAUCGAGAACGCUGAGUGGCGUAUUCUCUCAGCAUCCUCCGAUGAAGAAAAACUGCAGCGGCUGUUGAACGUUUAUCUUGCCCCUAUCCUUGUCAAAGCCGCGAGCGAACAUGUCUCGGUGCGGAACAAGGUUAUAUCAACAUGCCAGACCAUAAGCAAGCUCAUCAAGUCCCCGGGCAUCGUUCUUCCCGUUGCCGCUCUCCUUGACCAGUUCAAAACCACUCAGUCUCCACUCGUCAGGCAUUUCGACAUUCUCUACAUGCAGCAUAGCGUCGGCAAGCUAGAUGCAGCCGAGCAGCGUAGCCUUGUACCGAAAGCCCUGUGCGCUAUCAGCAAUACGCCGGCCGUCUCCGCCAGCCAGUUCUUCAACAUCGUCUUGCGCAUGCUCCCUGCCCUCAGGAUCCCUCAGCGUGGAAGCAAAGAAGAUGCUUCGUUUCGAGAAGAACUCGGACUGGCAGACCCAGAGGACGCAAGAUUUGUCGCCGAGUGGCUUGGCAAAUUGCUGCUUCUACGGACAAACUCGGCCGGCUUCGCUCAGUCUCCAGGUCUGACAGAUGCUGAUAUCACCUUUCUCACACUUGGCAAGCCGGAGACCUGGGAUCCAUCUGCUGGGGGGCUUAUCCUUCCGGAAACACGGAUACAGAUAGCCAACCUCUUGGCUAGUGGAGCUUUUACCGACGAAGAGAGGUUCAUUCCCGCCAUUUAUGCCGCGUCCAGCCCUGACUACCGGAUCUCAGGUGUUGGGGACGACCUACUAAAAAGGAGUUCGGUAUCACUUGAGGACGCGAGACUGGUUCAGACGCUGUUUGAAGCGCACUCGAAGCUGCCUGCGCCCUAUCGGAUUCGCAUUUUGGGAAUUCUGAGCAAGUCCGAGAUAGCGACGACGUUCACCGACGCCGUCCUCGACGCAUUUCGACUGAACGUCGUCAGCCAAGCUGACGCAACUGAUGCAAUGCAGAUUGAUGGCCAGCCUGCGGCCCCCAAGUCGUCUGGUCUUGAGCUCAACAAGCUACACCGGGCGUUGUUUGAGUUCGUUAACUGGGUCGCCCGGAUUGGGCCCAGCAAGACCGACUACAACAAGAUAGGGACGCCCUUGGUCGAGUUGCUCAAGGAUUUCGUCCAGGGUCAGGGCUGGCCAAAGCCUCGGCGCCAGUCUCUUGACGAUAGCACACUCCGGUCAAAGGCCUACGAGACAAUCGGUAUUCUGGCCAAGGGGACAUCCAUGACAUAUAACGACAGACUCUCCUUAGCGGGAUGGCUCUUUCGAUCUCUCUCAGAAGACCCUACCCCUGACGUUGUUGUCAACAUUGACGGGGCACUGUCCAGUCUGACCAGCCUGUUCAAGCCUCCCCAUCGUUUCGAGAUUAGCACUCAGCUGCAAUCGAUUCUCCUGACGUACAUGACACUAAGCGAGCACGAUGGAGAGGCGGUGAGAAGCACCCGGCACGCUGUCGCCAAGUGGGCGAAUCAAUGUCUCCCGUUUUCCGAUGUCCACGCCCGCUGGAUUGAUAUUCUAGCGAUUGCAGGCCGCCCAGGCGAGCGCAACGACGUUGUCGAGGAGGGCCAGAAGGGUCUGGACCCGUGGACAUAUUAUGCCAACGAUACCGAUACCGACACGCGAACCCUCCCAGACUGGCAGGAGAUGGUCCAUGUCUUCUUCAGGGAGCCCAUCAUACCACUCAAUGCUUCUCGGGAUUCGAAGAUGGAGAUUGACGAUCGAGGCAUCUUUGCCAACUUUCCGGCCGAGUCGCUCCAAGCCUUACCAGUUGCCAUUGACUAUUGCAGGCGCAUUCUCUUCCUCACCGCCAUCCCAGACUUCAAGAUCAAGCCAGGUUGGGAACAGCAGUUGACCUCACUAGUGCAAUCUGACGUUCAGAGCCGGCAGACUAUCCGAGGCUACCUGUCUUCCUUCACCCAUAGAGAACAAGCCCUGUCUCACUUGCUUCUUGCCGCUUUCGAGGGAAUGACUCGGGCUGAUCCCGCCAUUGCAGAGCCAUGUGCUCAGUCCUUUGUGGAUAUUGCAUCACUAGCGCCAAAAGUGGUACUGGAGCAGCUUGCGAGUCGCCACGGGGAACUGCUGUCCCUGGUCAUGUCGAAUAAAAAGGAACUCAGAGCUCUGGGAUCCAAGGCAUUCGGGAUCCUCGCAGCUCACCCUUGCAAUUCUGCAAUGGCAGUCACCGCCGCCAAGGAAAAGUUGGUAGGAGCUACGAAGAACUUUGCAAAGGCAGUGGGGUCCGAACUCAAUGCAGCCGAAGGCGCGUUCGUUGCUCUCGCUCACCUUGCCUCCCGGUGCAUAUACUAUUCUUCACCGUCAAGCUCGGACGUCAUUGCCGAUGCAAGUCAGAUCUUCCCGACUCUGGAUUCUGCCUCACAAGGCACGAUUUCGAUUCAGGAGGCACUCUUUGGAGCAUAUUCUCAACUGUGGACAGCGGCCAUUCGGACGAUUCCGGAAACCGAAGUCAAUGGAAACAUCACUGCCUUCCUUUCACGAGCAUUUAUAGAGCCCUUGGCUGUUCAUGUCAAGAAGGGUAACGAGAGAGCGAUCACGGCACUUGGAAGACUGGCCAUAUCACUUCAGGCAACGGAUACAGGGGAUACCGCCGCCGCAGAUGAUGCCUUAGACCUGAUCUUGGACAAGCUAUACUCUCUAUACGAGAUCAAGCAGCCAGAGGUUCACUUUUCUGUCGGGGAAGCUAUCACAGCAUCAGUUGCCUGCUGGGAGGCCGAGGUUGUCCAGCUUACCAUUGAUGUACAGACGGAGAUGGGUCCUUGCCGCGUGCCAAGGCGGUCAGCACGCGUCACUGCGGUCUUGGACAAAUUGCUGCUUGACUGCAAGACCACUAAGCCGUCGUUGCUCAAAGCGUCCGGAAUCUGGCUAUUUUGCCUCAUCCAGCACUGUUCCCACUUGCAAGAAGUCCAGUCGAGACUGAGGGAAUGCCAAGUUGCUUUUAUGCGCCUCCUCAGCGCAAGAGACGAGCUUGUCCAGGAGACUGCUUCCCGUGGUCUUGCACUGGUGUACGAAAAGGGUGAUUCGGAGCUAAAGAGCGAGCUCGUCCGCGAUCUUGUGGCAGCUUUCACAGGUUCUGGGCCACAACUGAAGGUCGAUCAAGAGACCGAACUCUUCGAUGCCGGUGCUUUACCCACCGGCGAGGGCAAGUCCAUCACGUCUUACAAAGAUAUUGUAAACUUGGCAAACGAAGUUGGCGACCCAAGCCUGGUUUACAAGUUUAUGUCGCUUGCUACCAACGCCGUAACAUGGUCUACUCGGUCUGCGUUCGGGAGGUUUGGGCUCAGCAAUAUUCUGUCAGAGUCCGAGGUCGACCCUAAACUGUAUCCCAAGCUGUAUCGUUACCGGUUCGACCCGAAUACGAAUGUCCAACGUUCCAUGAACGACAUCUGGAAGGCGCUGGUAAAGGACUCUAACAAAGUUCUCGAAACGCAUUUCGAUGCCAUCAUGAACGACCUGCUGAAGAGUAUCCUCGGGAAAGAGUGGCGUGUUCGCGAGGCAAGCUGUGCUGCCAUAUCCGACCUGAUUUCGGGUCGACCGUUCCCUACCUAUGAGCGUUACUACAAGGAUAUCUGGGCUGCCGCCCUGAAAGUGCUUGACGAUGUCAAAGCGACAGUUCGAAACGCGGCACUCCACCUUUGUAUCUCACUUUCAACGACACUCGUCCGCCAGCUGGAGGAAUCCGGCUCUACCACUACAGCCAAAGCCAUGAUGAACGAAGCACUACCCUUUUUACUCUCGGACAAGGGCAUAGAGAGCGGUGUCCAAGACGUCAAGGUAUUUGCAACCAUUACAGUGAUGAAGAUCGCCAAAAGCGGCGGCGAAUCCCUCAAACCUUACAUCCCUAGCCUGAUUCCCCAUCUUCUCGGCCUCCUGAGCACCAUCGAGCCCGAAGCCAUCAACUACCACUACCAGCGGGCCGGCGAAGACAACCGCGAGAAGAUUGACAAGCUCCGCAGCGCAAUGGUCUCUCAAAGCCCCAUCGCCGAAGCAAUCGAAGACUGCCUUCGCAACGUUGACCAGGCCGUCAUGAAAGAGCUCGCCCCCAGACUCCAGGACUCGAUCAAGUCCGCCCUGGGGAUGCCCACCAAAAUUGGAUGCGCUCGCGUCCUGUCAACUCUCGCGAUCCGUCACGCGCCUGAUGUGACGCCUUACUCAACCAGCUUCCUCACCCUCCUCGAGAAACACGCCCUGGACCGCAACAACGAAGCCAGCCUCGCCUACGCGCGCGCAGCCGCCUAUCUCAUCCGGACCGCCCCGAACGAGGACGCAAAGUUACAAUUUGCCAACCGCUUUGUGACCUUGUAUCUCACAGCCGAGGACGAAGUCCGCCGGCAAAAGGUUGCCGAUGCCGUCCUCGCCCUGUCCAAGCUCUCGCCCGAUCACUUCGCCGCGCUCGAGACCCAGCUACUGCCCUUCGCCUUCCUCGCGCUCCAGGACGAAGAUGACUACGUGCGCACCGCGCUCUCCGAGGUGUGGGACAAGCACGCCGGCAGCACGGCUCUCACUGUGCUCCGGUACCUGCCCGAAAUCAUCCAUCUCGCCGACCGCUGCCUGAACACGCCGCAGUGGGCCCUCAAGCACGCCGGCGCGCUGGCUGCUGGUGCUGCCGUUGCUGCCGUCGCGGGCGCCGCGGACCUGUCGGGAAAUGUAAGCGGGGAGAACCUGCGGGUUGUCUGGCCCGUCUACGACAGGGCGCUGGCGCUCAAGACGUUUGAGGGCAAAGAGCAGCUGCUGGAGCCGCUGCCCGCGUUCGUCAAGGCCACCAGGGCGCUGUGGCAGGCGGACGCCGGGCUCGCCGAGCAACUGCGCAAGGUGGCCCUGCGCGAGGCGAGGCGGAACAAUGACGCGUACCGACCGCACGCGUUCCGGUGUCUCUGGCGGGUUGCGAAAGAGAGGGAUGACCUGGACCUGCUGGGGGAUAUUGCGGAGAUUGUAACUCCCUUUUUGGCUGUCGAGGGAGACGGUGAUGACAAAAUGGACGUUGAUCGCCCUGCGGGGGGUAAGGGCCGUAGUGCAGGGCUAGAUCUCGAGACCAGGACCAGAUGGGCUGCCACGGAGGCUUUGACCAAGGGGUACAACCGGGUUCAGAUGGCGAAGACUCCGGUGGACGUCUUGAGGCGGGUUGCGCUGGCCCUGGAAUCGCCUGCUGAUGGUGGUGGUGCGGACAAAGCGCUGGGUGUCCGGUUACCAUACAUCAUGCGGGCUGAGUUUGCGAUCAUCAGGCGGGCGUACUGGUACGAUUGCGUGCGGGAGGUUCUGAGUGACGCGGUUCGAGAGACAGACGCCACCGACGAUGAGGAGCGUGCUCCUGAUAAUGCCCGGGAGGUCGUCGGGUGGUUCCUGUCUACCCUGGACCUGGGCGCGGAAGAAGCUGGAACGGAGGACCAACGUCUUGCCAGAGCAAAGGCAGUCAAAGCUGCCAUACUGCUCGGGAAAAUGCGGGCUUCUCUUGAGGAUAACAGUGAGUGGAGGCAGGAUAUCAAGAGCGCCGUGGAGAAGGCGUUGGGUAAGGAGAGAUCUCUGGAUGUGCAGAAGGCUUGGCGGGAGUGUCUGGGUCUUCUGUAGUUGGCAGUAGUUACAAUCCCUUGAAGGCUUAGACGGUUUUAAGGGCAGAGGGGGAGAGUGCUCGCAUUUUGUUUGAAUUAUGAGUUGACUCUAGAUAUAUAGAAAGCAUGUUACCGC